UCCGUAGGUCCAUGUGUAGUGGAGAGCCGGGAAUUUGGAAGCGUACAGUGUGGAUCCUAGGACCCGUGGACAGGUUGGUCCCGAUCCACAAACAGAGCUGCUGUGACCUCGAGGACUUUAGAGGGCGCAGCUGCAUCUCGACCCACCCAAGCUGAGCCCCAUGGAGUCUACGUUCAGCAGCUCCGCGGAGGCAGCCCUGCAACGGGAGGCGGGCGUUCCAGGACAGUUCACUCCUCCUGAAGACCUGGACCGAGUGUACGAGCUGGAGCGAGUCACGAAAUUUGUCUGCGAUUUAGGAUGUCAGCGGGUGGCCUUGCAGUUCCCUGACCAGUUACUAGGAGAUGCUGGAGCCGUGGCUGCCCAGCUGGAGGAAGUCACAGGAUCCAAGAUGUUCAUUUUAGGGGACACAGCUUAUGGCAGCUGCUGUGUGGAUGUGCUGGGUGCUGAGCAGGCUGGAGCUCAAGCCCUUGUACACUUUGGUCCUGCCUGCUUAAGCCCCCCAGCCUCGAAGCUGCCCAUCACCUUUGUUCUUGGUCAGCAUCCUGUUGCUUUAGAGCUCUGUGCAAAGGCCUUUGAAGCCCAGAACCCAGAUCCCACAGCCCCGGUAGUACUGCUGAGUGAGCCAGCCUGUGCCCAUGCCCUAGAGCCUUUGGCCACUCUCCUGCGCCCAAAGUACCAAGAUCUUCUCAUCUCCAGCCCAGCUCUUCCCCUGCCAGUGGGAUCCCCAAGCUCACAGCCUGAGUCACUGGAGCGUUUUGGGCGCCGCUUCCCCCUGAACCCAGGGAGACGUCUGGAAGAAUAUGGUGCCUUCUAUGUGGGGGCUUCUCAAGCAAGCUCUGACUCCAACCUUGAUCCAGAUCUGAGCAGAUUGCUCUUGGGAUGGGCACCAGGACAGCCCUUCUUUUCCUAUUGUCCAAACACAGGACAGACACAAGACCAGGGUACCAAGGCUGGGAGACUAAGAGCACGAAGACUGUAUCUCAUAGAGAGGGCCAGAGAUGCCCGUGUGGUAGGGCUGCUGGUGGGCACAUUAGGUGUAGCUCGACACCGUGAGGCACUGGCACACUUGCGGAAACUGACUGAAGCUGCUGGAAAACGUAGCUAUGUGUUAGCCCUGGGGAAGCCCACGCCCGCCAAGCUUGCCAAUUUCCCUGAGAUGGACGUCUUUGUGCUGUUAGCAUGUCCUCUGGGAGCACUAGCCCCCCAGCCUUCAGGUGGCUUCUUUCGGCCUGUAUUGACACCAUGUGAAUUGGAGGCCGCCUGCAACCCUGCCUGGCCCCCUCCUGGCCUGGCUCCCCACCUCACACAUUAUGCAGAGCUGUUGCCUGGUUCUCCCUUCCAUGUGCCGCUCCCACCACCUGAGUCAGAGUUGUGGGACACCCCAGAUGUGUCACUCAUUUCUGGGGAUCUCCGACCACCACCUCCUUGGAAGUCAUCAGAUGACACUAGAUGUUCUGCUCUAACUCCAAGGCCCCAGCUGGAGCUGGCUGAGAGCAGCCCUGCAGCUUCAUUCCUUAGCUCCCGGAGCUGGCAGGGGCUGGAGCCCCGCUUGGGCCAGACACCAGUGAAAGAAGCUGUCAGAGGAAGACGAGGUAUCGCCAUUGCCUAUGAGGAAGAGGGGAGCAGCUGAUACCUUGUGAAGCCAGAGUCGUAGAACAAGAAGUCUGCCUGGACCCGUUCUCCCUCAACCAACUUCUCAUCCUCUCUCAGGAACACUUGAUGCCUAGACAGAGGGAGUGUAGGUAGCUCCUCCCUGAGGAGUGCCUGAUUGACUGGUGGGGGUGGGGGUGUGCGCAGGGAGGGGUUCCAGGGCUGAUCCCAGUUCCUGGUAUACAGUAGUUCUGCAGCCCUUGGUCAGGGCCAGGAGUGGGAUGAUCCAGGGUUAGGGGUUCUUCCACCUCAGCACUGUUGACAAUUCGGGCAGAGGAAUUCUUUACUGCAGAGGCUAUUCUAUAUAGAGGUGGUUUAGGUUCAGCUGACAGAAGCGCCUCCCUUCUUCACCCACUGAGCUAGGAUAACCCCAGAUUAUCUCUAGAUGUUGGCAGAUGUCAUGUAACUGUUCCUAAUUGAGAACUGCUGGACUAGACCUGCACUGUCUUAGACAGUAUUCAUUGGACACAUGGCUUUUGCCAUUUAAAGUGGAUGAAAAACUGUUUCUCAGUUACACUAGUUACAUUUCAAGCACUCACAUGGCUGCUUGUGGGACUUUAGAGGAUAGUUCCACCAUGGCACAAAGUUCUAUUGGACAGUGCUGGGCUACAUUGACUCAAACUUGUUUCUUGGGGACAAAGAAACUGAAAUAAAUGGAAUACUUUUUC
Molecule: messenger RNA, 2318 nt
Organism: Mastomys coucha (southern multimammate mouse)
Lineage: Eukaryota; Metazoa; Chordata; Mammalia; Rodentia; Muridae
Gene: Dph2
Product: diphthamide biosynthesis 2
Exons: 6
Coding region: 161-1630 (489 amino acids)
Biological process (GO): protein histidyl modification to diphthamide
Molecular function (GO): 2-(3-amino-3-carboxypropyl)histidine synthase activity
Source: RefSeq, a predicted model, not a curated record